AAUUCGACAGGGGUAAUGCAGUCAAAUUGGGUCCAGAAACGCUCCCUUUAUUCCAAGUCGGCGGCUCAAUUCCCUUCGCCCUUCCGGGAAGGUUCUUUUCCUCCCCCUUUUUCUAAUCCCAAUCUCGUCUUACGCGCUGCAGAAAUUACAACAUUUUCGUGGAUCUAUUGAGAUCCUGGGCGUCGAGUUAUCGGCUCCAUCGGUUUCUUCUAGCCCCGGCGUUAACUGAUCCGGUGGCGGUUCUACGCUAGCCAACGGUCCGGCGUUCGGGAUUUGAUGAUCGAGGCGCUAGGAUUUCUACAUCGAGUUUGGGACUCCUGAAUCUUUACUGAGUGCUUGAUGGCGGAUGCCAGGCGGUUUUCGUUGACCCCGCAGCUUGAUAUUCAGCAGAUACUCAUUGAAGCACAACAUCGGUGGUUACGCCCUGCUGAAAUUUGUGAAAUACUUCAGAACUACAAGAAGUUCAAUAUUGCGCCAGAAUCGCCAAAUAAACCACCCAGCGGAUCUCUUUUUCUCUUUGAUCGCAAAGUAUUGAGAUACUUUAGGAAGGAUGGUCAUAAUUGGAGAAAGAAGAAGGAUGGGAAGACUGUGAAAGAGGCUCAUGAGAGACUAAAGGCUGGGAGUGUUGAUGUACUUCAUUGCUACUAUGCUCAUGGUGAAGAGAAUGAAAGUUUUCAAAGGAGGAGUUAUUGGAUGUUGGAAGAGGACCUGAUGCACAUCGUACUUGUUCACUAUCUUGAAGUGAAGGGUCACAGACCAAGUUCCAGCCGAAUUAGAGAUGAAGUUCUACAAGUUAACCAUAUUGAUAGUCCUGCAUCUUCUAAUUCCUUCACUAACCACAGCCAACUGCCAUCACAAGUAACAGAUGUCGAAAGCCCUAACAGUGUAUACAAUUUAGAGUAUGAAGAUGCUGAAUCAGCAGAUAAUCCAGCAAGUUCCAGACACCACACUUUCUCUGCGGUGCAGCAGUAUGAUAGUGGAAAAAUGAAGGGUCAGUUAUUGGACCCUUUCGAUCUUGAUCCUUCCAUAUAUAGUCAAGGUGAUCUUCAAGGACAGUACACAGAAUCAGCAUCACAAUUUUAUUCAUCUAUGCCGGAAAAUGUGAACAAAGAUUUGGAUGGAACAGGUUUUGAGUCUGCAUUUAUUGGAUCCAAAACACAGUUUGAUCAAGCUUCAUGGAAUGAAGUUCUGCAACAUGCAACGGCACAAAUGCCAUCUGAUCACAAUAACUUUCAAGCUACAGUAGAUGGGGAACUAUAUGCAGAUAAUGUCAACUUUAGGCUGGAUGUCUGCAGUGCUUUAAAAAAAUCUGCAAGGAAGAUCUCUGAUGAUGACACUGAUUCAGCUGUUACCAUAGAAAAUGAUGCAUCUGUAGGUGAAAGUUGUCAUCACUCUUACAUUUUAAAGCAAUUGUCAUUGGACCUGUCCAGUUUACAAGGUGAAGGUCUGAAGAAAUACGAUAGCUUCUCAAGGUGGAUGAGCAAAGAACUAGGGGAGGUUGAGGACACACAUAUAAAAGCCAGUCCCGUAGAAUACUGGAGCACUGUAGGAAGUGAUAUUGUUGUUGGAGAUUCUGACAUUACAAAUCAAGGGUCUGCAGAUGCAUACAUAAUGAGUCUUUCACUUUCACAAGACCAACUUUUCAGUAUAAUUGAUUUCGCGCCUAACUGGGUUCAUGCGGGAAUGGAGACUAAGGUUUUAAUUACUGGGAAGUUUUUAAAGAACAAUGAUAUUGAAAAAAUUAAUUGGUCAUGCAUGUUUGGGGAAAUUGAAGUUCCUGCAAAGAUUGUAGGAGAUGGAAUACUUAGCUGCAAUGCUCCACUGCAUAAAUGUGGAAGGGUUCCUUUUUAUGUGACCUGUUCUAACAGGCUUGCCUGCAGUGAAGUAAGAGAGUUUGAAUUCCGUGAAAGUGAUGGUCACCAUAUGGAGGAGGCAGAUGCUCAUAUUCAUAACUCAAAUGAAAUGUUUCUUCAUUUGCGUCUUAGUAAGCUACUCUCUCUGGGGCCACUUGAUUACCAAACCUUUGAUAUGAACAUCCUAGGGGAUUUUCAAGUUGAUAACCAGAUUAGUUCGCUUAAGUCAGAAUCUGAGUGGUCUAAUUUGAUUAAGCUGAGUGAAGGAAACGGGUUUUCUGCUGAAAAUGUGGAGGAACAAUUGCUCGAAACAUCAUUACAAGAGAGGCUGCAUAUUUGGCUUAUGAACAAAGUUGCUGAAGAUGGUAAAGGCCCCAACAUCUGGGAUGAGGAGGGUCAGGGUGUGCUACAUUUGGCAGCUGCGCUUGGUUACGAUUGGGCUCUAGAACCAACCGUGUCUGGAGGCGUCAACAUAAACUUCAGAGAUGCACAUGGGUGGACUGCCCUUCACUGGGCAGCAUUUAGUGGCAGGGAGCGUACAGUUGGUGCCCUUAUUGCAAUGGGCGCAUCACCUGGUUUAUUGACUGAUCCAACUCCUGAGUACCCUUCUGGCAGAACUCCUGCUGACUUAGCCUCCGCUAAUGGCCAUAAAGGCAUUGCUGGUUUUCUUGCAGAGUCAUCUUUGACCAGCCACCUUUCUGCCCUCACUAUUGAGCCAAAAAGCAAUGAAAUAUCAAAUUUGGGUACCUUGGCAGGUUCACGGGUUGAAGAACCUAGUUUUCUUGAGGUUCCAGAUGGGGACAUGCAGGCUGGGCUUUCACUCAAGGACUCGUUGACUGCGGUUCGCAAUGCUUCUCAAGCUGCAGCUCGGAUACACCAAGCCUUUAGAGUUUAUUCAUUUCACAGAAGGAAGCUUGCUGAGAGUGGAAAUGACAAGUCUGGAAUGUUUGAUGAGCGAGCAUUGUCACGUGUAUCUAUUAAGUCGCAGAAACCAGGACAGUCUGAUAUGCCUCUGCAUGCUGCUGCCAGUCGUAUUCAAAACAAAUUUAGGGGGUGGAAAGGGAGAAGGGAGUUUUUAAUAUUCAGGCAACGAGUGGUCAAGAUCCAGGCUCAUGUACGUGGUCACCAAGUGAGGAAACGCAUUAAAAGCAUUGUCUGGUCAGUUGGAAUCGUGGAGAAGGUUAUACUGCGCUGGAGACGGAAAGGGAGUGGAUUACGAGGCUUCCGAUCUGAAAGCCCUAUGGAGAGCACUUCCAUUCAAUGCCAACCAGCCAAGGAGGAUGAUUAUGAUUUCCUUCAAGAAGGCAGAAAACAGACCGAGGUUAGGAUGCAGAGAGCCCUCGCAAGGGUGAAGUCUAUGGUUCAGUAUCCCGAAGCUAGAGAACAGUACCAGAGACUUAUUACUGUUGUUACUGAAUUACAAGAAUCCAAGGCAAUGCAAGAAAACAUGAUGAAUGAGUCGGAGGCAGUGGCUGAGGAUUUCAUGGUUGAGCUUGAAGAGUUUUGGGAUGGUGACACACUCCUGCCCAACGCUUAACCUCGACCGAGUUGAACUAAAUUCGUGCGCCGAACACUAGCAUUUUAGACCCAUCUCAAGUUCAUUAACAGCUACUGUAAAUUACCCUCCACUAAUCGCAGAGUGCAUUAGCAUUUGGAUAUUGAAAGGAGAUGUAGAGUGACCUUUGACUGCUGUUUGUACCAUGGAAAGAAUUGGGAUGUAAAAUAUCUAGUUUGAAUAGCCAUGGAACAAGCCCAGUGCUGCAUAUUAGUUUAUUGUUUGAUUA
This is a messenger RNA of Zingiber officinale, 3637 nucleotides long. Its product is annotated as calmodulin-binding transcription activator 3-like. Gene Ontology annotation, biological process: regulation of transcription by RNA polymerase II. Gene Ontology annotation, molecular function: protein binding; transcription coregulator activity; double-stranded DNA binding. Gene Ontology annotation, cellular component: nucleus. The transcript is spliced from 13 exons. The record is from RefSeq and is a predicted model, not a curated record. Bases 340 to 3390 code for a protein of 1016 amino acids. Lineage: Eukaryota; Viridiplantae; Streptophyta; Magnoliopsida; Zingiberales; Zingiberaceae.